AUGACUUUCCAGCUUAUGGAAACCUGCCUGGGUAUAGUGUCAAAGGGACAUAAGGCAUGCCCUAUAUGUGAAGAUAAUACAUGUUAUACACAACUUGUCCAUGGCAGAAAGACAGUCUACUUGGGUCACCGGAGGUUUCUUGAUAGAGCUCACCCUUACAGGAGAUUAAAAAAGGCUUUCAAUGGGCAACAAGACUAUACAGAUGCUCCACAACCAAUGACUGGGAUUGAAGUUUAUGAACGUGUAAAAGGUAUAAAUUUUACUUUUGGUAAAACUCAAAAGCUUAAAUCUCAAAGAGGUAAGAGGUCAAGAGCUAAUGUUGAGCAACUAUUGCCAGUGGUUGUCAGAGGUAUAUUGCCCAAAAAGUUGAGAUAUACUAUUAUAAGAUUUUGUUUCUUUUUCAAUGCUAUCUGUGGAAAAGUGAUUGAUCCAGACAAACUAGAUGAGUUGCAAAAUGGCAUUAUUGUUACAUUAUGCCAGUUGGAGAUGUAUUUUCCACCGUCAUUUUUUGAUGUCAUGGUUCAUUUGGUUGUACAUCUAGUGCGAGAGAUCAGACAAUGCAGUCCUGUUUAUUUGAGGUGGAUGUACCCAUUUGAACGGUACAUGAAAGUCUUAAAAGGUUAUGUGAGGAACCGAUAUCGACCAGAAGCAUCAAUUGUUGAAAGCUAUAUUGCUGAGGAGGUAACUGAAUUUUGUACUGAGUAUUUGGCGGGGGUAGAAGCUAUUGAUCUUUCUAAGUAUCGACAUGAAGGAAGAAGUGCUGGGAAAGGUACUCGAAGAUGCAAAGUAGCCAGUAUGCCUCGUGAAGAUAUUGAGGAAGCACAUUUGUACAUCUUGCAUAAUACAAGUGAAGUCGAGCCAUAUUUAGAUGAGCACAAUGCAUUAAUUAAAGAGCAAAAUCCAAAAAAGACAGACAUGUGGAUUGUGAGCGAACAUAAUCGUACUUUUAUUAGUUGGUUCCAAAAUAAAGUUCUGAGUGCUACUAACUAUUCUGAAACAGUACGAUGGUUAGCUCAUGGUCCUUGUAUGCAAGUCAUAUGUUAUACUGGAUAUGAUAUAAAUGGAUUUUCUUUUUAUACAAAAAAACAAGAUGAAAAAAGCACUAUGCAAAACAGUGGAGUUUCUUUGGUUGCAAAUUCAGUGCACUUCAGUAGUUCGAAAGAUAAAAAUCCGAUCAUUGCAGAGUUGUCAUAUUAUGGUGUGAUUGAAGAAAUAUGGGAGGUUGAUUAUGUUCAGUUCAGAGUGCCGAUGUUCCGAUGUAAAUGGGUAGAUAGUAAACAUGGUGUUAAAGCUGAUGAGUUAGGGUUUACACUUGUCGAUUUGAACAGGGAAGGUCACAAAAAUGAGCAAUUCAUAAUGGCAUCUCAAGCAAAAUAA
Molecule: messenger RNA, 1377 nt
Organism: Ipomoea nil (Japanese morning glory)
Lineage: Eukaryota; Viridiplantae; Streptophyta; Magnoliopsida; Solanales; Convolvulaceae
Exons: 2
Coding region: 1-1377 (458 amino acids)
Source: RefSeq, a predicted model, not a curated record